AUGGCUACCCCGUGGCUCACGGCAGCCGCUGUUGACGAUGGCGAAAAGAAAAAGGAACAGGAGGAAUUACUUGUGUUUGGUUAUGCCUGCAAGCUUUUCCCUUACGAUGAGAAAGCGGCGCUUAUUGAAGCUGAAAAGCACCUGAUUCCAUGGAUGGGCGACGAGAACGUCAUGAUAGACAGGUAUGAUGGUCGAGGUCACUUAUAUGACCUAAGUGAUUAUGAUGCAGAAAAAAAAAAUUGUGAUUCACUCUCUGAAGAGGAGAAGCAUAUUGAAGCUAUGUGUGACCAGGAGAGAUACCUGGAACUACACACAGAUAUACAAGAACAAGCACUUUAUGAAGAGGAAGAAUGGAAACGCUAUUAUCAGUCUCUAUCUGAAGGUUUUAAUGCAGUUGGAUUUGUAUAUGAACAACAAUAUGAUCCCUCUCUGCCAACUGAUGAAGAUCAAGAAUUAACUGCUGCCUUAGAAGCUGCAGUAGAGAAAUUUGUUGCACCCAAAGAAUUACUGGUUCCAUCUGAAAUGAUUAUUCCUGACAGCAAUAAAAUCAAUGCCAUUAUUGAGAAGACAGCCAGUUUUGUUGUGAUGCAAGGUGGACAAAUGGAAAUAAUGAUCAAGACUAAACAAUCAAGCAAUCCUUUAUUUGAGUUUUUAAACAUUGACAAUAUACUCUACCCAUACUAUAAGCAUAUGAUUAAGAUGAUCAAGUCUGGAAAAUACAAGCCUAAAGUAGACAAUGAGAGUGAAGAUGAAGAUGAUAAUGAUGAUGAUGACGAUGAUGAUAACCAGAGUUACUUGCAUCCAAUUCUAACAGUGAAAUCACAACCUGCUGAAUGUCGCAAACCACUGAAAAUGCCCACAGUGGAUAUACAAAAUACAACUUAUGGAGACCUCAUACGGUCUGUGAAAGCCUCUACAGCAAGACAAAAUGCUAAAAAAAUUAAAGCAAAGGAACUUGAAGCGAGUGAUCCCAAACCUAGCAUACCUCCAUUCAUGGCCCAACCCGUAUAUGGUCCAAAUGUUCCCCCACCUCCUGGUGUUGAACCUGUCACCUUACCACCAUCUGACCAACCUCCUCCUCCAGGAACAGACAAUGCUGUACCUUUAUGUUUGCCUAAAUAUGAUUCUUCAGAUUCUCCAGAGAAUACAACAGGAAGUGACUAUGGUUCUCAACAGAAUGAUAUAAUCCCUCCAUCACCAGAUGUACAGCCAGUCAUAGACAAGAUGGCUCUUUAUGUUGCAAAAAAUGGGAUAGAAUUUGAGAUGGUAGUCAAGAAUAAAUGUGAUCCACGUUUUGAAUUUCUCAACAAAGACCACUUACAUCAUCCAUAUUAUGAAUUCAAGAAACAACUGCAUAUCAAGGAAUUUGAGAAAGAAAGAAAGAAAAUUGAAGAACAGAAAGCUGCUCAAAAUAAAGGUGUCAGUUUUUCUAUCAAGACUAAAACCAAAGAACAAGAAAGUGUGUCAUUAGAGAAGCGUCCAGUUUUUGCCUGUGAGAGCAGUGAAGAUGAAAGUGAAGCAGAUGUUCAUAAACAGUCUCAAACAAACAGUCCUGAUGCAGAAUCUGGAGAGUUCCAAUCAAGCAAGAAAUCAACUGAAAUCAAAGCUGUCUCAGAAGACAAAAUGGAAAAACCAGAUUCUUCACAGGAAGACAUGACUAGAAAAUUAGCUGAGGAGAAACUUAAAGAUCGGCUGGCAUUGGCUGCCCGAGAGAAACUGGCUCAAGCAACCAAAGAGAAACAGCUUCAGGCUGAACGUAAGCGUAAAGCUGCUCUCUUCAUCAACAUGCUCAAGUCUUCUAACCAAUUGUUGCCUCAUUCCAAUAACUCAGAAAAUGCCGAAGGGGAUCAUUUAGAAAUAGGGUCAAGUGGUAACACACCAAUACCAAGCCAAGCAAGCAGCCCUCAGCUUGAUACUAAUUACCAAUCUGCAAACUCUGUAGACUAUACACUGGACUCUAGCUCCAAGGGAGAAAUUGGACGAUCUUCUUCUGAGAGGGGAAAUGAAAAAAGUGAUCACCAGCAACAAUCAAGUAGCCAUACCAGAAACCAUCAAAGACACUCUCGAUCACCUACACCUCCUAGUGCCUAUAACUUACCCCGAAGCAGAUAUCAUAAUUCUGCUGUUGUGCUGCCCCACCGUAGUGAAAAGUCUCAGUCUUCAGAAAAAAGAUCUCGAUCACCCUAUAGUAAAAAAGUCAGUAAAAGUCCUUCCAGGAAGCGAAGCUCUUCAAAGUCCCCUUCUCGAAAGGGGAAAUCUUCAAUGACCAAGUCUCCUAGUCCCAGUAAGCGAAAGCACCAGCAUUCACAAUCUAGGUCUCGGUCUCGGUCUCCCAGUCGUUAUGUAUCAAAUAGUCGUCAGAACAGGCGCAGGGAUUGGUCUCGGUCUCCAAACUAUGCAAGUUCUCAUAAUAGAUCUUCCAAAUUGCGGCGUCAUUCUCGGUCACGAUCACCAUCACAUCCCUCUCGAUCUCAAUCCCAAUCUAGGUCCCACAGAGAACGCUCCAAGUCACCCAACAGUAAAAAGAAUAAUAAAAGCCCAUCAAGGAAACGUAGUCAUUCAAAGUCUCCAUUUCGGAAAUUUAAACCUUAUUCAAAAUCACCAAAUUCUAAAAAGAAGCACAAACGUUCAAGAUCACGGUCUUCAAGUAAAAAAAGGUCCAAAUCUUCCAGUAAAAGUAUAAAAAAGGAUACUUUGAAAAAGAAAAAUGGUGAUGUAACAGAUAAAAGAAAGGAAUUGUCCAAAAACGGUGGACCAACAAUUGACCUCACAACCAAGUCUGAUUCUCUGGUUGAACUUUCUUCAGAGACUGAAAAUGAUGUAAAUAAUCAGUUAGCUCUUCCAAAUGACCACAAAAGUACACAAGUAACAGUGCCAACAAAAUCUGAACCCCAAGUAUCCGAGACAAUUUUGUCAAAGGUACGUGCCAUGCUAAAAGCAAGUCGGCAAGCAAUUUUGAAAGAGGAGAAAGAAUGCUCUGAUGUCUGA
Molecule: messenger RNA, 2988 nt
Organism: Acanthosepion pharaonis
Lineage: Eukaryota; Metazoa; Mollusca; Cephalopoda; Sepiida; Sepiidae
Source: the annotation of a GenBank genome assembly